GAACCAAAAAGCAGCACCCUGAAUUUCUCAUCGUUCAAAUCAAGCUUCACUUCCAAUGUUAAUUUCCUGAAGAGAAGAUUCAGCUCGGGAGACUUGUCUUCCGAGGUCGACGAUGUCGACCCCAAUAGCCUGCCGCCGGCGGCCCGACCCAUCCAGGAUCAGCCGACCAAGCCGCCGUCCGUUGGCGGUGGUGGUGGCGGAAGCGGUCCGCCAAACAUGCCGCCUCCGCCGGCACCGGGCCAGCCAGCCGGCGCCGCUCCGGAGCUCUCGCUGAGCUUUGGCGCCGGCAAGGCUCCGCCCACCACCGCCGCCCCCGGGCCACCGCGGGGCGUGAGUGCGCCAACCAGCCCGGCCAAGUCCAGGGAAAGCCUGCUCCAGCGGGUGCAGAGCCUGACAGGCGCCGCCCGGGAUCAGGGAGCUUCCAUCUUAGGAGCUGCGGUGCAGAGCGCCACCCAACGGGCGCCGACCUUCAACAAGGACAAGUACUUUACGCUCCUCGUUCUGGAUGACCAGAACACGGACUGGUCCAAGUACUUCCGCGGCCGCCGGCUGCACGGUGACUUCGACAUCCGCGUGGAGCAGGCCGAGUUCAGGGACAUUACGGUGGUGUCCAGCGCCGACACCGGACCGGUUGUCACCAUGGCGGCCUAUCGCAGUGGAACCCGGGUGGCGCGCUCCUUCCGGCCGGACUUUGUGUUGAUUCGCCAGCCUCCGCGCGAUGGAUCCAGCGACUUCCGCUCCACAAUCCUGGGCCUGAAGUACGGCGGAGUGCCCAGCAUCAACUCGCUGCACUCAAUCUACCAGUUCCAGGACAAACCCUGGGUAUUCUCGCACCUGUUGCAGCUGCAACGCCGCCUGGGACGCGACGGCUUUCCACUGAUCGAGCAGACCUUCUUCCCCAAUCCACGGGAUCUGUUCCAGUUCACCAAGUUCCCUAGCGUUCUGAAGGCUGGACACUGCCACGGCGGAGUGGCCACCGCCCGACUGGAGAACCAGAGCGCCCUGCAAGACGCCGCUGGGCUGGUGAGCGGCGCCGGCAACGAUUCCCACUGCUACUGCACAAUUGAGCCCUACAUCGACGCCAAGUUCAGCGUGCACAUCCAGAAGAUUGGCAACAACUACAAGGCAUUCAUGCGCAAAUCCAUCACCGGCAAUUGGAAGACCAAUCAGGGCUCCGCCAUGCUGGAGCAAAUCACCUUAACCGAGAAGUACAAAAGCUGGGUGGAUGAGAUAUCGGAGCUCUUUGGCGGCAUGGAAGUAUGCGGCCUGUCCGUGGUGGUGGCCAAGGAUGGGCGCGAGUACAUCAUCAGCGCCUGCGACAGCACCUUCGCCCUGAUCGGUGACACCCAGGAGGAGGAUCGCCGCCAGAUCGCUGACUUGGUCUCGGGACGGAUGCAGAACGUUUGCCGUCCCAGCAUGGCUCAGACCGGACCCGGCAAGCUGCCCUCCCGCUCUUCGGUGUCUUCGCGCGCCGAGAGCCCCACUGACGAGAGCAUUGCCCCCACUCCGCCUCUUCCGGCCGGCCCUCGCCCGGCACCCAUGGGCGGCCCGCCGCCGAUUCCCGAGCGCACCUCCCCAGCCGUGGGCUCCAUCGGACGGCUUAGCAGCCGCAGCAGCAUCUCGGAACUGCCGGAGGAGCCUUCCUCCUCGGGCCCCAGCACUGUGGGCGGUGUGCGCCGCGACUCUCAGACCUCGCAGGCCUCGAGCAUCUCCUCGGCCUCGCGGGUGGGCCAGAGGCCGCCCCAGAGCCAGACCUCGGUCGUAGAGGAUGCCGAGGACACCAUGAAGAACCUGAGGAAGACCUUCGCAGGCAUAUUCGGGGACAUGUAGGAAAUCGCUAACAAGAAGCGCGGCAGGACGGCGAGCGAGACGAGCAGCGGCCCGGGCAGUGUACCCGGAAGCGCCGGACCGGGGACUGGGGGAUUUAGUGGCUCCUUCCUCGGUAAGCAGUUCUCGUUCGCCAGCAAGACAGGCGCAGGUGCGGGCGAGGGGGUAAUAUCUACCCAGCCGACCCGUCCCAGCGAAGAACCACCUGCCGUGCCCGGAGAGGCUCCGCCGGGCAGCAGCGUUUCGGAUAGCGGUUUAAAAAACACGGAUACGGACAGAGCCGGCUACCAGCCAGUGACCAACUUUGAACCCCAGGAGAGGGUCAACCCGUUCGACAAGGACCCGCACAAGUCGCAGAGUGCGGCCAGCAUCAACACCACCACCUCGUCAUCCUCAUCGAUGUCAUCCUCGUCUAUCUCGUCGAGAGUCAAUCGGAACGGUAAUGCGAUGAAGUCACCGCCACCCCCGACAGGACCUCCGCCGCCGCCUCCUACCCAUAGCGGUGGCUACAGGAACAGCUUCAGCAGCUCCCUGAGCAAGGACAAGACCAGCUACGGCAACUACGGGAGCAACACCUCGGUGGAAACCAUCACCAGGAUGGACACCACCAACACAGGCGCCCCAACGAUCACAGAGGCCAACGGGGUGACAGCCAUAACCAACAUCAGCAAUAGCGGCGUGGGAUCGGGAACCGGACCAGGAUCAGUGGGAGAGACUGCUCCGGCCAUUGGAACCAUCACCACAUCGGUGACCACCAACGACUGGCGGUCGGCCAUCGGAAUGCGAUCGGCCAGCGUUUACAGCGCCCCGGCAGCAGUGACCACGACUGGAGCCCUGCCCGGAGACACCUCCGGGUACGACUCGAACUCCAUAGCCUCCCAGGGCGCAGGAUACAACAACCCCAGCGACCUGCCGUCGUACACACGGCCCUCGUACUCCCGCUCCGAGAGCAAUGCCUCCAAGCAGUCCGAUCUCGACGUCAUCUUCGGCGACACCAAGACCACCCCGAUCUCCUACGGAAACGGCAAGUACACCCGGGCAGCUGGAUCGCUUUCGGACGCUGACAUGAUCUUCGGGGGACCGCCCUCGAACUACAAGAGCGACCGCUUCGGGGCCGCCAAGAGCAUGAGCAUGAGCUCCAGCGGAGUGGGCGGAUCCGGCAACGGGUCGGGCAGUUACAAGAUCUACGACGGCAUCCAGAAUGCGGCAUUCAGCGAUUUCAGCGACUCGGGCAGUGUGAGCAGCAUGGGUUCGAACAGCAAGCGCUGGAGCAGCCACAACAAGGAGGAGGACGACGAGCUGGACUUGAAGUAGAACCAUCAGACCCAACACACACAUUGAACUAUAAACAUUCGCGAGAAUCUAUCUGUUUUCUGCCUCUGAAGUUUCCUGGUUUCAUGGGACUCACUCAUUUGAAGCAUCAACCUUACGUUACUAUCUAUGUAUUCAUCUAUCUAUGUAUCUAUCUAAACUCAGACUAUACUCAUUCUUGCAACUUCAGUUGCCACUCACGAGAAGCGAAAGCAGAAGAUGCUAUUUAGGACACACUGUAGUACUGUACACUACUAACAUAUAAUUAUAACCACCAAUGCCACAACAAUAAUGCAACAGCCCCUAUUUGUGUAGAGCCAUGUGCGAAAUGACUUGACUGGUUUUGCAGCAUGACAGAAAAUGAAGAAUGAAUUAAGAAAGAGGACUAUUUAAUUACCACUCUUGAACAUUUUGAACGAAGGUAUAUAUAUAUAUUAAAUAUAUUAUUGAGACAGAUAUUGAUAUUAUAUAGCAGCAUAUAUUAAACCAAUUGAACGUUGACGUAAAGUAUUCAUUUUUAUGAGAAGAACUUUUAAUAAAUCGAACUAUUAAUGAAUCUGUUAUAUACCAACAUGAGACACGUAUGAAAUCCUAAAACUAUAAAAUAAAAGACAAUAUAAGCAAAAGUUUAAAGAAGCAAGCGUUUAACACUAAUAUAUAUGCGAUAUUAAUGUAUUUGGAAAUUACUAUGAGCAAAUGUUACAUACCCAACACAGAACACAGCUACUCACACAAAUUAAAUGUUUACCACAAAUAUUAUGAUUAUUAUUACGUAUUAGCGUUAAUGUUUGCGGCAGAUAUGCGGCAGGAAGAUAUAUAUUAUAUGGAUGAGGACAUGGAGAGGAGAAGGCAGUACCGGGCAUUAUGACAAGCAAUGUUAGUCUAGGAAGAACCAUAACGAACCAAACAUAUUCGAAGACCCUUCGGGGUCUCUAUAGGACGGCUUAGUCGGUACAGAAGAGCUGGAGCGGAAAGUUAGAUAAUUGCAUAAACAAAUAUUUAUAAUUGUUGCGAGCGACAACAACGAAGUCACAUUGAAUAACUGAAGAUAUUAUUUAGCAAAAUGUUCGUUCUGUUACGCACAUGUGAGAGCAUUAUUUAGAGCAAUAGCCAAUUUAUUGAACGUUAUUAGACACGAGAUCAUUUCCUCUGGGUUGUAUUCCUCUUCGAUUUUAUCCAAUAACGGCAUGAGGAUUUUAAGGAUAAUUGUUAAUUUGUACUAUUACUCCCUCGAUUUUAGUAGAGUUUUACUUAAAGACAAUUUUACAACUACUAUACGCAAAACAUUCUGUUUUCGGUUAGUCACUUUGUCAUCCUAUCGUCUAUAUACAAAUAUAUAUAUAUAUGAAAUAUUGUAAUUGUAAGGAAUCUCUUUGGCUACAAGUACUUUCGUCAACGUAUCAUCAUCAUUUGAACCAACCGGCACAUAUUCACGCAAUGUUUUAUAAACAUAUACACUUAUAGCGACAAGUUAGAACGAAAAGUACACAAAUAUAUACAGGCAUCACCCCACAUACCAUAUAUCUCGACGAAGAACAGUUUACACCCCAUAACGAUAUCAUGCAUCAAAGUGCUGAAAAAAUACUCGUAAAUUGAAAUUCAAACGAAAUACUCAAGCAUAAAGCGUAUAACUUACACACGACUUCUAAUCUGUUACAAAAUAAAUACCGAAAUAAAUACUCGUAUUAUUGUGAAAGUAAAGUAAAG
Messenger RNA from Drosophila bipectinata, 4845 nucleotides. It is a transcript of the gene Syn, whose product is annotated as synapsin. Gene Ontology annotation, molecular function: ATP binding. The record is from RefSeq and is a predicted model, not a curated record. Gene Ontology annotation, cellular component: synaptic vesicle membrane; synaptic vesicle. Gene Ontology annotation, biological process: neurotransmitter secretion. Lineage: Eukaryota; Metazoa; Arthropoda; Insecta; Diptera; Drosophilidae.